Messenger RNA from Penicillium chermesinum, 240 nucleotides. RefSeq lists its product as uncharacterized. Bases 1 to 240 code for a protein of 79 amino acids. The record is from RefSeq and is a predicted model, not a curated record. NCBI's taxonomy places the organism in Eukaryota, Fungi, Ascomycota, Eurotiomycetes, Eurotiales, Aspergillaceae. The transcript is spliced from 2 exons.
AUGUCGGCCCCCGUGGCUUACUUGUGGGGAUAUAUUGUGGAGAUCUACCUGAAGCUCAACGCUACCAAACUUAACGCUUAUCGGCUUAUCGGAUUCUCUUAUCGCAUCUUUAUCGAUGCGGGGAAUGACCUGGAAAAGGCUCUUGAUCUCAAUGAAUGCAAGUCUACGUCUUCCGCCGCAGCCGUCAUGCUCAACCCAGGCUCCAGUAUUCAGACGAAAGAGCUUUUCUACUCCUACUAA